This is a messenger RNA of Canis lupus familiaris (dog), 2602 nucleotides long. It is a transcript of the gene HBEGF, whose product is annotated as heparin binding EGF like growth factor. The transcript has 6 exons. The record is from RefSeq and is a predicted model, not a curated record. Gene Ontology annotation, biological process: epidermal growth factor receptor signaling pathway; positive regulation of mitotic nuclear division; positive regulation of cell population proliferation. NCBI's taxonomy places the organism in Eukaryota, Metazoa, Chordata, Mammalia, Carnivora, Canidae. Gene Ontology annotation, molecular function: heparin binding. The coding region runs from base 256 to 885 and encodes 209 amino acids.
AGGAGCGUUCAGUCACCGAGGGAUCUGCGGGCGGCGAGCAGCUGGCCGGCCUGACCGAGACGCAAGGGGCCCGGGUGGGCGGACGGACCGAGCGAGCAGACAGACACCCAGCGGCCGCCGGCUCGGCGCAGGUCCCGGCUAGGCUUGCACCCAGAGGCCGGCGGCAGACGCAGCCCGGCCGAAUCCCCUGAGCUCCGCCCGGCCCGGCUCGCGUGCCAGCGCCCCGCAGUCGCCGCCUCCGCCCGGUCCGGGACCAUGAAGCUGCUGCGGUCAGUGGUGCUGAAGCUCUUUCUGGCUGCAGUGCUCUCGGCGUCGGUGACUGGCGAGAGCUUGGGGCGUCUUCGGAGAGGGCUGGCGGCCGGAACUGGCAACCCGGACUCUCCCACCGAAUCCACGGACCGGCUGCUGCCCCCGGAAGGCGGCCGGGCCAGGGAAGUCCUGGACUUAGAAGAGACGGACCUGGACCUUUUAAGAGCAGCUGCUUUCUCCUCCAAGCCACAGGCUCUGGCCACACCCAGUAAGGAGGAACGUGGGAAAAAAAAGAAGAAAGGCAAAGGCUUAGGGAGGAAGAGAGACCCGUGUCUUCGGAAAUACAAGGACUUCUGCAUCCAUGGAGAAUGCAAAUAUGUGAAGGAGCUCCGGGCUCCAUCCUGCAUCUGCCACCCCGGUUACCAUGGAGAGAGGUGCCAUGGGCUGAGCCUUCCAGUAGAAAAUCGCUUAUAUACUUACGACCAUACAACCAUCUUGGCUGUGGUGGCUGUGGUGCUGUCAUCUGUCUGUCUGCUUGUCAUCGUGGGGCUUCUCAUGUUUAGGUACCAUAGGAGAGGAGGUUAUGAUGUGGAAAGUGAAGAGAAAGUGAAGUUAGGCAUGACUACUUCCCACUGAGAGAGACCUGUACUCAAGGUGAUCUUCCUACUUCAUAAGACUGGACCUGGGAAACUCUUAAGACCGAAUCCAGCUUUGUUUAUUUAUUUGAGAGAAAGAGAGAGUAUGAGUGGGGUGAGAGGCAGAGGGAGAAACAGAUUCCCCACUGAGCAGGGAGCCUGAUUUGAGGCUCGAUCCUGGAAGUCCAAGAUCAUGACCUGAGCCGAAGGCAGAUGCUUAACUGACUGAGCCACCCAGCUGCCACUGGAUCCAGCUUUAAAUGCCUUCCUCUUGUGCUUUAGGAAUCUGCAGGGGGACUGCUACCUCCGAGAAGAUACAGCUGAUCAUAGACUCUGCAGAGGGAAAGGACGUCACAGCUAGUCAGGAAGAUUCCUUCUUUCCCAGUUGCUAUCUAGAUUGGCCCUUCAUAAUUGCUUUGCCAAAAUACCAGAGCCUUCAAGUGCCAAACAGAAUAUGUCAAAAUGGAAUCUUGGUCAGAAGAAAGCGAAAGUGAGAGACCUUCAUGCCCUUCUGAUUUCCUUCCACCAAACCCCACCUACCCCCAUAAGUUUGUUUAAAUAAUUAACUUCUGGAUUAAGAUGCCAGUUAAAUUCCAUAUGCUCCAGGAUCUUUGGCAGAUAAAAAAAGAAGAAGGAGAAGAAGAAUUAAAGAUUUGUGGAUUGAAAGAAAGUAACAAAGAUUGAGAAGCCAUAUACUCAAGUAGCCACCAAGGGAUCUGCUGUUUGGAUCCUCAAGCGCUGGAUUUGAUGAGCUAACUGUGAAAUACCACAAGCCUGAGAACUGAAUUUUGGGACUUCUACCCAGAUGGAAAAAUAACAACUAUUUUUUGUUUGUUUGUUUGUUUGUAAAAUGCCUCUUAAAUUAUAUAUUUAUUUUAUUCUAUGUAUGUUAAUUUAUUUAGUUUUUAACAAUCUAACAAUAAUAUUUCAAGUGCCUAGUCUGUUACUUUGGCAGUGUCCUGGCCCUCCACCUGGCAUGCCCACCAUCUGGCUCAGCAUUGUUCUCCUCUGCCAUAACUUUGAGAUGGUUCUGUGACCCAUCUGUAGUCAUUUGUUAUCUAUACACAUUUCUGAAGAUCUUCCACAGUCAUGGUGCCACAGGGGGUGGUCAGUACGGUCAGGAUAUAGGAGUUAACUUUGUCAGAUCCACUCUAUGAGCUGGACUGCAGUCUUGCCUAGGCGAUUUUGUCUACCGUUUAUGUUUCAAAAGCCCAAGGUGCUGAUGUCAAAGUGUAACAGAUAUUGGUGUUUCCUUGUGUCCUCUCCCUGCCAAAUCUCCUAAGAGGUUGGACUUCCAUGCCUGCAGCUUUCCUAGCUCCUCCACCCCUAUGGCCCCAGGCCCACAGAGUGGGAACUCCUUUUUUCUCAUGUCAAGACAUUUUUUCUUACUCCUGCCAUUCUUCUGGUGCUACUCCAUGCAGGGGUCAGUGCAGCAGAGGAGGAUCUAGAGAAGGUAUCAGCAAAGAAGAAGGCUGAGGAGGAGCAGGAAACAUUGGAGCUGCCUGUUCUUGUUAAUUGAUAACCUACCGAUUACUACACAGUUUGGGGUCGGGGGGCUUCUGUGUAAACCCAUCCACCUCACUUAAACUAAAAAGGUAUGCUGUCAUGGUCCCUUCUGGAAGUUGCUGGUGCCAUUUCUGAACUGUUACAACCUGUAUUUCCAAACCUGGUUCAUAUUUAUAUUUUGCAAUUCAAAUAAAGAUAACCCAUACUCCAUA